Molecule: messenger RNA, 972 nt
Organism: Carcharodon carcharias (great white shark)
Lineage: Eukaryota; Metazoa; Chordata; Chondrichthyes; Lamniformes; Lamnidae
Gene: tmem178
Product: transmembrane protein 178
Exons: 4
Coding region: 1-942 (313 amino acids)
Biological process (GO): negative regulation of osteoclast differentiation; regulation of cytosolic calcium ion concentration
Cellular component (GO): endoplasmic reticulum membrane
Source: RefSeq, a predicted model, not a curated record
AUGGAGAAGAGGAGCUGGAUCACUGCUUUUAGCCUGUUUCUCAGUGGCUCCGCUCUCCUGCUGCUGACCACAGCUAUUUUCACCGAUCACUGGUAUGAAACGGACACCCGGAGGCACCGGGAGAGCUGCGACGGUCAAAGCUUGGGGAGCAGCGGCGAAGAGCAGAACCGAGUGAUGCCCAUCUACAACCUCCCCCUGCGGGAGCGCGGCAAGGCGGAGGAGCCGGGCUCUCCGGCUCCCGGAGCUCCCGAUACAAAAGGCUCUUCAAACCCCCUCCUCCCAGCUCCAGCCAGCGACCAGGAUUUGCUGGAGAAUUGGCGCUCGGUGCUGGGGCUCGGCGUCUUCGAGUCGGAUUGCGCCCGUCCUCUGUUCGACACCUAUACUGGACUGUGGAGAAAAUGCUACUAUAUGGGCAUCGACCGGGACAUCGAUCACCUCAUAUCCAAAGGAAUUGCACAGAGAUGCACAUCUGUCAAGUAUCACUAUUCCCAGCCCAUCCGUCUAAGAAAUAUUCCUUUCAACCUUACAAAAACCAUCCAGCAGGAUGAAUGGCAUCUGCUGCAUUUGAGGAGGAUCACUGCUGGAUUCCUGGGCAUGGCAGCUGCUGUCCUGCUGUGUGGGUGUAUUGUGGCGUCGAUGAGCUUCUUCUGGGAAGAAAGCCUCACUCAGCACGUGGCAGGUCUCCUUUUCUUAAUGGCAGGAAUUUUUUGCACAAUUUCUCUUUGCACAUUUGCAGCCAGCGUUUCGUAUGAUCUGUCGCGUCAACCAAAAUUUAUCUAUGGGCUACCAAGCGAUAUUGACCAUGGGUACAGUUGGUCCAUUUUCUGUGCGUGGUGUAGCCUGGGGUUAACGAUGAUGUCAGGCUGUUUGUGCACUGCUUUUCCAUUCCUUAGCAGAACCAAGACAAUCCAUCAAAAGUCCAUCAGAGAUUCCUCCGUGUAAGCACCGCUUGAUUAAAUACUGUUGGAUUUU